Schizophyllum commune H4-8 is the source of this 833-nucleotide messenger RNA. RefSeq lists its product as uncharacterized. NCBI's taxonomy places the organism in Eukaryota, Fungi, Basidiomycota, Agaricomycetes, Agaricales, Schizophyllaceae. The transcript is spliced from 2 exons. The coding region runs from base 110 to 589 and encodes 159 amino acids. The record is from RefSeq and is a predicted model, not a curated record.
CCUCGCAAGCGCGUCGACAUGGAGGACACAGUCCUUCAUAAGAUCGCGUAACGUGCUCUUCCCUGCGCCGUCACCUUCCAAUGUCGAGCUUUGUCAAGUACCUCUUCGCAUGACCCGACAGCCGUACGUUACGAGGAUCCUCUGUUGGUCUCGUAUCAGGCUGCUCAUGCAGCCCGAUACCUACCCGAUUUGCCCGAUCCUGCCACCUGCAACCGCCGAUUCGGGAUUCACAGGCUACACUUGUUGUGACCUCAUGCGUACCCUUGACGACGUAUUUGUCGGGGGCCGGAGGAGAUCACAAGCCCGCCCCGCGCUUCAGGCGGCAGUGACGAUCAUCGGAAGGUAUCCAACUGCCAGCUGGCAGCAGCCUCCAGCGCCCAAGUCGAUCGUUCGACGCCGCCCCAGCGGCCCAGCCCAGCCAUUCGGCCGCGCGCGUCGCCUGUUGGACUACCUGGCAUCGGGCGUGAGUGUGCUCAACUGUGCUGAACGCUCAGCAUUCGGCGCCUUCGAACUGCCUCCCAAAAGACCUCCAGCACUUGCCGAUGCCGAUUGGACGCAUAAUUGCCCAUGCCAUCCCCCAGAAGGCUGACAGCCUUGGGCGCGCUGCGUCCCUGCGUAUGAUUAGCGAAGAUUGGCCGACGACCGCCAAGCCAUGGGGCGCCUUUUGAUAUAGGAUUGGGGUGAGUCACUCUUUUACUUACACCACUCCUCGCGGUCCCCACGUACGCUGUCCUCACCCCCAACCAAAUUACGCACUUCAUCACCUUCGGGGACUCGUACACCGAUGUCUUUCUCGCCGGUGACGGCGGCCGCUCGUGGCCGCUCUACGUGCU